UGCUGCUGAAGCUGAGAGAGCGAGCUGUAACGGUGCUGCAGCGGUUGAGGGAGGGGAAAGCCGUUUCUACUUGAAAAUAGCUGGAAACAACAACAAUAAUAAAAGACACCGCGAUCUAAAGACAAUAUUUAAGCAGAAUGUCCGACUUUGACAGUAAUCCGUUCGCAGAUCCGGACUUCAGCAACCCCUUUCAGGAUCCCUCGGUGACACAAGUAACACGAAAUGCCCCUCCAGGUCUGGAAGAAUACAACCCUUUCUCAGAUGCCAGAACAGCAGCCCCUGGCACUGGCCCAAAAGCGCCCCCCACCACCAACACACAGCCUGCCAUCAUGAAGCCCACAGAAGAGCCCCCGGCCUACACGCAGCAGCAGACGCAGGACCAGGCCCGUGCCCAGGCGGAGCUGUUGCGGCGCCAGGAGGAGCUGGAGAAGAAGGCGGCGGAGCUGGACCGGCGGGAGAGGGAGAUGCAGUCCCUCAGUGCAACGGGAGGAAGGAAAAACAACUGGCCACCUCUUCCUGAGAAGUUCCCAGUCGGCCCCUGCUUUUACCACGACAUCGCGGUAGACAUACCCGUGGAGUUUCAGAAGACAGUCAAGAUCAUGUAUUACCUCUGGAUGUUCCACACGGGGACGCUGUUUGUGAACAUUUUCGGCUGCCUGGCGUGGUUCUGCGUGGACACCUCGCGAGGAGUGGACUUCGGCCUGGCCAUGCUGUGGUUCAUGCUCUUCACCCCCUGCUCCUUCGUCUGCUGGUACAGACCCCUGUACGGAGCCUUCAGGAGCGACAGCUCCUUCAGAUUCUUCGUCUUCUUCUUUGUGUACAUCUGCCAGUUCGGCGUGCACGUGCUGCAGGCCAUCGGCAUCACAGGCUGGGGAGCGUGCGGCUGGAUCUCGGCCCUCACCGGCCUGAACAAGAGCAUCCCCGUGGGCAUCAUGAUGAUCCUCAUCGCAGCGCUGUUCACCGCCUCGGCCGUCAUCUCGCUAAUCAUGUUCAAGAAGGUCCACGCGCUGUACCGCACCACGGGCGCCAGCUUCGAGAAGGCCCAGCAGGAGUUCGCCACCGGCGUCAUGGCCAACAAGACGGUUCAGACGGCGGCGGCCAACGCGGCCUCCAGCGCCGCCCGGGGAGCCUUCAAGGGAGAGCAGAUCUGAGCCAUCCGAGAGCAUCACCUUCCGCCCCAAACCCCCAUAACCAGACCCACAGUACAGCCCCCACCCCCUCCCCCAUCUGGCGUGGAGACUCCGAGCUCCACCCUCACGUUCAUCCAAUGCACUCCAGUGACAGACUCUACUCUGCCCUGACUCCGCCCCUGGCCCCGCCCCUUACCUGUCACUCAGCAUGUCUAACCCGUCACCCCUCCCCCUCUACUUGCGUGCAUGGGCUUAGAGACGGAUGACCGAAAGCUGCUCGUUUUUAAUCACCCCCGCGGGGGUCACUGUCCGGCCCGCUUAGUCCCCCUUCACGCCCAUCGGACAGGUUGAACGGUGUCGGUUUUGGCAGAGAGCCUCCCCUCCUGCGUUUGGGACAGGAAGUGAGGAAAGCGAGCGUCCCCUGUGCUCGAGGCGCCGUCCUCUCACGGCCUGCGCUGCAGGUCCCCGCCCCCUUUUCUCCGCGCAGUGCUGCCGCCUUCCCUCACGGCCUGUCUCAACGCGCUCCUCACCGGAGGCUUUCUGCGAGACCAACUGGAACAUCCGCAGCACAGGGCGGUCACUUCUGAUGCCAACAGAUAUUUCAGAGCAGUCGCUCGCUUAUCUAGAGGGAAGGCAGCCGCCGUUCCAAAUUCUCGCAAGGAUAACUUGUGGUGGAGCGCUAAUGUAACAGUGUGAAGAUAAAUGGUUGAACACUAAUUAUAAUUACACCAGCUGUGUCAUAGAUAUGGUUUAUAAAACUCAAUAUUUCUCUUCAUAGUAAUUACAGCUGGCUGGAUGCAACUUUAUCUGAGACAAUGUCCAUAUUUUAUUCUCAGAAACAGCAGGGUUGCGCUGAAGCUGAAGGCAUGUUUUUGUGCAACUGAUGUAUCGGAAGCGUAGGUAUCGUUUGCAGUCAGUGUGACCGUUUCAGUUGAAAGGGGGGCAGGGUAGGGGAAAGCCAGCAAAGCUUUGGAAACAUAGCAGUCAACAAAAGAAACCCCAUAUAACAUUGUGCCUAAAGAAUGUAUGCUGCAAGAUUCGUUCAAGAUGCAUUCCUAUAUACUACUUCAUAUAGCAGUUUAGAAAACGCUACAACAGUGUAUGUACUGUUAAUAAGUAUGCAGCCGCAUUUUCCUAACGGUCUGUUUUGAAUGAACGAAGCUAAUUCUGAAUUAGCGCUUUACAGGAAACUGUAAUUUGACAUCUGUGCUGUAGCAAACCUGCAACGACCACCUUCUACAGCUAGGGCCAUUUUUAGCUUUGGAAACACUAGCCUUACGAUGUGGGUGAAUGGCACUAAUUUUCACAUGGGAGUGACAUUGGGAACAGGGACAUUUUCAGCUGUCAGGGCUUGCUUGCUUCCUGCUUAACAAUACCCUGCGGUCACCACAUGCUGCAGAAGACAGUCUCUGCACUCAAACUGGCUUGUGUGAAUGUGUACAUUCAUGUACUUGUGUGGACAUGAGAAACUGCUGUGUCGCAAGACAUUUUCAAGACAUUUCCGACUCCCUGUGAAGUCCCAGGGUCACUGGAGUACAAUGUAUUGGAUUCACACUCAAAACAAAUUGUCUUCAUUAUGUUUUAUCAUAAUUGUAAGAGGUAUUUAAGACAGUGCAUGUGUGUCUGAUGACUUAAGCGAGUCCAGGUGGGACUUCAGAUGCUGAAAGUUGCACUAAAUGCACAUUCGUUCGGCACAAGAAGAUCUUUCAUUCUGUCAACGAACCAUAGAAGUGUUCAGAGUCCUGCAAUGGCACCAUUGUUCUCUUCUGCUGGCUGUCCCGCGUGACUACCGCUUCGGUAGCUCCGGGUGAUCUGAAUCAGUGUGGCUUCGGCCGAGCUUUGUACGUGCACAUGCAAAUAAAAAAAAAAUUGCCUGUAGCAACCAAUGUCAGAUUGGACAAACGAACGUGUUAAAGCACUCCUGCCUGUAUGUCCUUCUGUAUCUGCUUGUGACCUUUCGACCCCCGACUGGCGGCCCCUGGGUGACGGGGCCCCUGUCAGGGUGGCCCCGCGGUGCUCUCUGUGUGGGGGUUCCCCUCCUGUCCCUCCUCUGGCCCUCGGCGCACCCC
Messenger RNA from Megalops cyprinoides (Indo-Pacific tarpon), 3199 nucleotides. RefSeq names its product secretory carrier-associated membrane protein 1-like. Gene Ontology annotation, cellular component: trans-Golgi network membrane; recycling endosome membrane. Gene Ontology annotation, biological process: protein transport. The coding region runs from base 138 to 1151 and encodes 337 amino acids. The transcript is spliced from 9 exons. NCBI's taxonomy places the organism in Eukaryota, Metazoa, Chordata, Actinopteri, Elopiformes, Megalopidae. The record is from RefSeq and is a predicted model, not a curated record.